Anolis carolinensis (green anole) is the source of this 2516-nucleotide messenger RNA. RefSeq names its product caspase 9 (gene casp9). Gene Ontology annotation, biological process: regulation of apoptotic process; proteolysis. Gene Ontology annotation, molecular function: cysteine-type endopeptidase activity. The transcript is spliced from 10 exons. The record is from RefSeq and is a predicted model, not a curated record. The coding region runs from base 219 to 1430 and encodes 403 amino acids. Lineage: Eukaryota; Metazoa; Chordata; Lepidosauria; Squamata; Anolidae.
CGCUGUCUUCCGGCGAGGCUAAGCCCCGCCUCUCGUCUCUGACCGGCGGGGGGAAAGAACUGCGCAUGCGUGGAGAGCCGGGCGGUUCAACCACAAGGAGGCUUAACGCGCGCAUGCGUCAGAAACAUUGCUCCAAGCGAUGACCUUAUAUGGGCAUGUGACGUCACGCGAAGGGGUUUUCCUACCCGGAAGAAGCCUGUUUUCCUCGUUUUCCCGCCAUGGAGGAGUCCCACCGGGCUUUGCUUCGAAGGAACCGGGUCCGGCUGGUGAAGGAGCUGCGAGUGGAUCCCCUUUGGGACCUCCUGCUGCAGGAGGGGAUCUUCUCCCAGGACAUGAUCGAGGAGAUCCAGGGGUCCGGUGCGCGGAGUGCGCAGGCGCGACAACUGUGCAUUGACCUGGAGACGCGGGGCAAGCGGGCUUUGCCGGUUUUCGUGCACUGCCUCCAGGAAACGGGUCAAGGCGCUCUUGCCGAUCUGCUGGGUCGGGGAGCCAAUCAAGUGCCCGAGAGUCUUUCGGACCACAUCAGACCCGUCCCCAUCCGUACGGACACAGUGGCAGAAAGACCACAAGAACCAAGGCCAGAAAUUACACCAAUUCACGGCUCCGGCGGAGAGAAAUCCCGGAGGAAUUCGGAAACAGCCUAUGUCCUCACACAUGACCCGUGUGGCUACUGCCUCAUCAUCAACAACGUCAACUUCAGCGAGGCCUCCCAACUCGGCCGGCGCUCCGGAUCCGACCUGGAUUGCGAGCGGAUGGAGAAGCGCUUCAAGUCCUUGCGCUUCGAGGUCUUGACCCGGCGGGAUCUCCCGGCUCAGGCCAUUGCGGAGGAGUUGCAGAGCCUGGCCAGGCGUGACCACAGCUCAAUGGACUGCUGCCUUGUGGUCAUCCUUUCUCACGGCUGCCAGACCAGCCACGUCCAGUUCCCGGGCGGCAUUUUCGGCACGGACGGCCGCCGUCUUGCGGUGGAGAAGAUGGUCAGCCUCUUUGACGGGUCCCAUUGCCCCAGCCUCAGGGGGAAGCCCAAGAUCUUCUUCAUCCAGGCCUGCGGAGGAGAGGAGAAGGACCGAGGCUUCCAAGUGGAUCUGGACCCACCCUUUUAUAAUCCGGCCAGCAUUGAAUCCGACGCGAUAGCUUUCCAAACCCAACCGGGCAAUACCGACGAACCGGACGCCAUUGCGAGUUUGCCGACCCCCAGCGACAUCUUGGUGUCUUAUUCCACGUUUCCAGGGUUCGUGUCCUGGAGGGAUAAGCUGACCGGCUCCUGGUACAUCGAAAGCCUGGACCAAGUCCUGGAGCAGUUUGUCCGUUCGGAAGACCUGCUCGAUAUGCUUCUCCGAGUUGCCAAUGCUGUCUCGGCCAAAGGGACCUUCAAGCAAAUGCCCGGCUGUUUCAACUUCCUCCGGAAGCGGUUCUUCUUCAUGGUCCGAUGAACGGGCCUUCCAUAUUGGAGAGGGGAAAUCCUGCCCUACCGAAGAAUAGACUGCAACUCUACCAGCAAAUUAUAGAAUCCAUUGUAGCAGUCGUGACUGUAAAUCUACAAGCAAAUUAGAGAAUCCAUUGUAGCAGUCGUGACUGCAAGUCUACAAGCAAAUUAGAGAAUCCACUGUAGCGGUCGUGACUGCAAAUCUACAAGCAAAUUAUAGAAUCCACAACAGUGGCCGUGACUGCAAAUCUACAAGCAAAUUAUAGAAUUCACUACUGCGGUCGUGACUGCAAAUAUACAAGCAAAUUAUAGAAUCUACUGUAGUGAUCAUGACUGCAACUCUACCAGCAAAGUAUAGAAUCCACUGUAGUCAUGACUGCAAGUCUACCAGCAAAAUAUAGAAUCCACUACUGCGGUCGUGACUGCAAGUCUACCAGCAAAUUAUAGAAUCCAUUGUUGUGGUCAUGACUGCAAAUCUACCAGCAAAAUAUAGAAUCCACUACUGCGGUCGUGACUGCAAGUCUACCAGCAAAUUAUAGAAUCCAUUGUUGUGGUCAUGACUGCAAAUCUACCAGCAAAAUAUAGAAUCCACUACUGCGGUCGUGACUGCAAGUCUACCAGCAAAUUAUAGAAUCCAUUGUUGUGGUCAUGACUGCAAAUCUACCAGCAAAAUAUAGAAUCCACUACUGCGGUCGUGACUGCAAGUCUACAAGCAAAUUAUAGAAUCUACUAUAGUCAUCAUGACUGCAAUUUUACCAGCAAAUUAUAGAAUCCACUGUAGCGUUCAUGACUGCAACUCUACCAGAAAAUUAUAGAAUCCACUGUAGUGGUCAUGACUGCUUCCCCCCACCCCCUUUAAAUUCAUUGUUUUCAGUACCAAAUUGCAGUAGUGUUGCUCUUCCUGGGCCCAUAACCCUUCACUUUAUUUGGGUCUAAUUUCCCAAAGAUCCCCCCCUUCUGCCAUAAAUGUAAGUGUAGUGUAUACAUACUAAAACGGAAUGGAAGUUUUAGUUGGGAGUCAAGAGUGAUACCUUUUUCAUAUUUAUUUUCCAACUGAAUUGUUUCCAAUUAAAUGUUCUAUAUUUCUAUGCAA